This is a messenger RNA of Dendrobium catenatum, 2257 nucleotides long. Its product is annotated as probable galacturonosyltransferase 14. NCBI's taxonomy places the organism in Eukaryota, Viridiplantae, Streptophyta, Magnoliopsida, Asparagales, Orchidaceae. Gene Ontology annotation, molecular function: polygalacturonate 4-alpha-galacturonosyltransferase activity. The transcript has 6 exons. Bases 186 to 1799 code for a protein of 537 amino acids. The record is from RefSeq and is a predicted model, not a curated record.
UAUCUCUCUCUCUCUCAAGAAAAAGAGGUAAACUUCCCGCAAUCUGUCCCCACCUCUCCUCCGAUGGAGAGCUGAAUCGAGCUCUAUGGAUCAAAUUCGAUGAAGCCGGCUGGCACCGCCUCCACCGACAAUCCUCCGCCGCCGUUUCCUUCGCCUCCGACACCGCCUUUGCAUUAGAGGGGAGGAUGCAGCUCCGGAUCUCACCGAGCAUGAGAACCAUCACGAUCUCCAGCAACAAUGGGGUCCUCGACUCGAUGAAGGUUAAGGUUGGAACCGCCGCUCGCCCACCUCCUUAUCGAAAUCUCUUCUACACCGUCCUAAUACUCGCCUUCCUCCUGCCCUUCGUCUUUAUCCUCACCGCCGUUGUCACCCUUGAGGGCGUCGACAACUGCUCCUCUCUCGAUUGCUUAGGAAGACGGCUUGGCCCGAAGUUACUUGGAAGGAGAACGGAUCAUUCUGUGAGGCUUAUGAGAGAUUUGUAUAAGACUCUUAAUCAUGUUAAUUUUGAGGAGAUUCCAUCAGAAGCAAGAUUGCCAGGAUCAUUCAAUGAGUUUCUUAUUGAAAUAAAGAAAAACCACUAUGAUAUCAAGACAUUUGCUGUUUUUCUGAAGGCAACGAUGGAAAGUAUGGAUAGAGAAGCAAAACGAUCAAAGUUGGCAGAACAGUUGCACAAGCAUUUUGCAGCUGAUGCUAUCCCUAAAGGCAUCCAUUGUCUUUCUUUGCGCCUAGCUGAUGAAUAUUCGUCUAAUGCUCUUGCACGGAAGCAACUUCCUUCUCCAGAGUUGCUGCCUUUGCUCUCUGACAAUUCUUUGCACCAUUUUGUUUUGUUAACGGACAAUGUUCUUGCAGCUUCUGUUGUUCUUACAUCUACUGUGAGGUCUUCAUUAAGGCCUAAGAAAAUAGUCUUUCAUGUUAUAACUGAUAAGAAGACAUAUCCGGUAAUGCAUUCAUGGUUUUCUUUACAUCCUCCUUCGCCGGCAAUUGUUGAGGUUAAAGGUAUUCACCAAUUUGAUUGGUUGACAAGAGAAAAUGUUCCUAUUCUUGACGCUAUAGAGAGCCAUCAUGGUGUUCGAAAUCACUAUCAUGGAGAUCACGCCAAGGGAAGUAAUUUUACCGACAACCCAAGAAUUUUUGCUUCAAAACUGCAAGCAAGGAGUCCAAAAUACAUUUCCCUGCUCAACCAUCUUCGCAUAUACCUGCCUGAGCUGUUUCCAAACCUCAACAAGGUGAUCUUUCUUGAUGAUGAUGUUGUUAUUCAACGUGACUUGUCACCACUUUGGGAUAUUAAUAUGGCUGGAAAGCUAAACGGCGCUGUAGAGACUUGUAAUGGUGAUGAUAAAUGGGUCAUGUCCAAACGAUUCCGGACAUAUUUCAACUUUUCUCAUCCCAUCAUUUCUAAUAAUUUGGACCCAGAUGAAUGCGCUUGGGCUUAUGGGAUGAAUAUCUUUGAUUUGAACGCUUGGAGGAAAACAAAAAUUAGAGAUACAUACCACUAUUGGCUGAAGGAGAAUCUAAAGUCAAACUUAAUGCUAUGGAAGUUCGGUACGCUGCCGCCGGCUCUUAUAGCUUUCCGAGGCCAUAUUCAUCCGAUCGAUCCAUCGUGGCAUAUGUUAGGAUUGGGCUAUCAGGAGAAGUCCAACAUUGAUAAUGUGAGAAAAGCUGCUGUUAUUCAUUACAAUGGGCAGUGUAAGCCAUGGCUGGAGAUUGGUUUCAAGCAUCUAAAGCCUUUUUGGACUAAGCAUGUAAAUUACUCCAACGAAUUCAUCAGAAAUUGCCAUAUUUUGAAGCCUGAAGAAUGAAAUAGAUUGAAAAUUUUGGUAUAUUGAUCAUUCAUUUAAUGGAAAUUUUGGUCAAAUGGGCAUUCUAUCUGCUUUGCUGCUGGUGAUUUGAGUAUUCUUUUGAUCUGAAAAAUAAUUGUUUCAAGAAUUUUAUAUGCAUUUGAGGCAUAGUCAAGGAAGCAGCAAAAUGAUUAGUACAACACUACAACUGGCAAAAAAAGAAAAAGAAAAAAAGAAGCUUGGAUUGGUACACAACUGAAACAAACCUAUUCUUAGCUAAUUUUAGUUUCCACAAUUCUUUUGCCUUCCAAAUUUUCAUUUCUUUUACCUUCUCUGAAAGAAUGUAAGUGUGCAUGAAUAUUUGUUAGUAGCUAUUCUUGUGAUAGAGCUGUUAGGAUAUUCCUUGUGAUUCUUGAGAUAUUCAAAUGUAUAAUAAAUUUGUUGCAAGUGUGCAUAUACCUAUUUUAAUUUGCUUUUCA